Molecule: messenger RNA, 1635 nt
Organism: Larimichthys crocea (large yellow croaker)
Lineage: Eukaryota; Metazoa; Chordata; Actinopteri; Sciaenidae
Gene: gdpd1
Product: glycerophosphodiester phosphodiesterase domain containing 1
Exons: 11
Coding region: 221-1174 (317 amino acids)
Biological process (GO): N-acylethanolamine metabolic process; glycerophospholipid catabolic process
Cellular component (GO): endoplasmic reticulum membrane
Molecular function (GO): phosphoric diester hydrolase activity; phosphatidylcholine lysophospholipase A1 activity
Source: RefSeq, a predicted model, not a curated record
CUGACAGCAGCCGGUGCGUGUUGUGACGGGGGGCAGUGUUGUAGCUGUAAUGUAGCUGGGAGCAGAGGCAGGUCGGUGUAUCUCCACACAAAGCAGCCUGCUCUACAGAUUCCUGGACACUAACUAACUCAUAUUGAGACUGCUGAGACUAGUCCACUCAGAAAAACAGAGAGAAAAGCCGGAGGAAGGUUGUGUUUGUUUUCCUGCAGAUUGAUAGAAGAUGUGUGCUGCUGUGUACGUCCUGUCAACGGUAACGGGCUAUGUGCUCACCUCUGCCCUGCUGCUGAAAUGCCCCACACUUUUGCACCGGAGGAAGCGAGAGACUUUCCUCGGCAGGCACAUUUCCCAUCGUGGAGGAGCAGGUGAAAACCUGGAAAACACCAUGGCAGCUUUCAAGCACGCGGUGGAUCUUGGCACUGACAUGUUGGAGUUAGACUGCCACCUGACGAAAGACGAACAGGUAGUGGUUUCGCAUGACGCCAACUUGCGGAGGUCCACCGGCAUCAACGCCUACAUCUCCGAUACGGCAUAUGCUGAGCUCCCUUCGUACCUCUGCAAGCUGGGUGUAACUUUUCAGAGGGAGUGUUUCUGUGAGGGGGGAGAAGACAAACGCAUCCCUCUCCUCAGGGACGUUUUUGAUGCAUUUCCUAAUACGCCUGUCAACAUCGACAUCAAGGUCAACAAUGACACACUCAUCAAAAAGGUCUCUGAGCUGGUGGUUAAGUACGACAGAGAGCAUCUGACUGUCUGGGGCAACUCCAGCAACCAGGUUGUAAAGAAGUGUUACCAAGAAAACCCUCGUAUUCCAGUCUUAUUCAGCCUUCCCAGAGUGUUGCAGCUGUUAGGCCUUUUCUACACUGGUCUCCUGCCGUUUGUUCCCCUCAAGGAGCAGUUUCUGGAGAUCCCUAUGCCCUCUAUUAUCAACAAACUUAAGGAUCCCAGCAGAUUAACAAGGAGUCAGCGAAUCAUCACCUGGCUGGCAGACACUUUGCUGAUGAGGAAAGCUUUGUUUGAGCAUCUAACUGCCCGGGGAAUACAGGUCUACAUUUGGGUGCUGAAUGACGAGGAGGACUUCAAGAGGGCGUUUGACUUGGGAGCCACGGGAGUUAUGACAGAUUUUCCCACCAGGCUUAAAGACUUCAUGGACAGGAAUGGCAUUUCUAAACCCCAGUGACCUGCCAAAAUCUACCUCAACCCUCCCCCCACGCCAGUGAUUAUCCUUCAACCUGACUUGACCUGCCAACAAAACCACCCCCCGCACCCCCUCCGCGCACCCACUUUCAUGCAUUCCAGCAGGGUUGCUGCUCUCGCACUGCGUAUUACAAUCGGUAGGGAUCUCCAUCACGUUCUGCAUCCUGCGCUGGUUUAAGGACACUCUCCUGUAUCUCCUUUUAAGUGGUGUUCUUUCUAGAUUCUUUGUCCCUCACGGCACACCUAUCAGUAUGACAGUGCUGCUUCAAAUAACACAAUCUCAUAAAAUGGCCAUUCAAAUAUAGUGUUUGCAAGUCUUAUCGGUCUUGAAUUUCACAAUAUUGACUUGUUUUAAAGUUUUACUGAUGUAAAAACAUUGAUUUCGCAGAAAAUAAUGUUUGCAGUAUUGCUGCAUUGGGCCAGUAAAAACACCAGCAGCUACAU